AUGCGAGGAGGCAGAGCUACCAAGGAGUUUGUGAGGAGGCAGAGCUACCAAGGUUUCUCAAGGAGAAUCCAACCUCUCUCCGGUUCUUUAACAUGUAAAUAUCUAGGAGUUUGUGAGGAGGCAGAGCUACCAAGGUUUCUCAAGGAGAAUCCAACCUCUCUCCGGUUCUCCAACACUAACGGAACCAUCCUGCACUGCGAGAUUUCAGAACCGCAGCAGCAGCAUACUCACAAGAAGAGCAAGGAUAUUUCACAUCUUCAACAUGUAUCUUCAGAUCCCCUUGAUGUAGUAGCGACAUUGCCUGGAGCCGAGUACACUUGGUUUGAGAGAGAUGUCCAGAUUUACGAGGAUAAAAAGCUACGAAUUAUGCUUAACAAUGGUUCUCUUCUCUUCCCCCCAUUCAGUUGGUACCUGGAGAGGGACGGAGAGUUGAGAAGGUUGGUUCCUAGCUCCAGGAUACAAAUUCAUCUAGAGACACUCACUAUUUUACAGAUAAAUCCUGAAGAUACCGGGAUAUACACUUGUCAUGUUACAAACUCUAUACUCCAGGACUCAGCAAGGUUUGAUAUUCUGGUGGUUCCUGAGCUAGAGGUAGUUCUGUCUCCGACCCAGCAGAGAGCUAGAAAAGGAGAUAAUAUCACACUAACCUGUUCUACUAGAGGAAAGAUUGAAUCGGUUUCCUGGUUCCGGAAUGGAUAUCGGAUACAAUUAAACAACCAACGAUACAGGUACAGCACUGACCAAAGUAUCCUAAACAUCUUUAAUCUGGAGGAAGACGAGGGAGGAAUAUAUCAAUGUUUUGUAAACACAGCAAACCAAACCAAACAAUCAGCUGCUGUGGUUCUAAUACAAGAUUCUGCGCCUGAGAUAGUUGAGAGGUUUACAGGUUCUACCUUGAUCCCUGGUCAGUUCUUGUCUCUCAAGUGUGUCGGGAGAGGUCGUCCUCCUCCUAGGUUUAUCUGGGAGCUAGACGGGUUCAAGAUUCAACUAGGAGACAGAUACAGACAGAGCCAGUACGUGACUUCAGCUGAUGAUGUGAUGAGUCAGCUGAACCUUACUCAUGUAACGGACCGGGACGGCGGCCUGUACAGCUGCAGAGCAGAGAAUACAGCGGGGCAAACCUCGCAUUCAGAACAGAUUAGAGUUUUUGGUCCUCCGUAUAUUCGUGAUGUUGGACCUGUGUCUGGGGUAGAAGGUUCCCAGCUGAGGGUUCAGUGUCCUGUAUCAGGGUAUCCAAUUGAUAAAAUAACCUGGGAGAAAGAUGGUGGUCCUGUGGUUUCUAGUUCAGCACUUCAAGUUUACAAUAAUGGAACAAUGAUAUUCAGAGCAGGAAAUAAGGGGACUGAUCCCGGAGAGUAUACAUGUACCGCUACUACCAUAGGAUCUUCAUAUUCCAGAACCAUUCAGAUUAAUAUUGUAGUUCCACCGCGAAUGAUUGAGUUUAGUUUCUACGACCUGCAAGAAGGGAUGAGAACUGCUGUAACCUGCCAGACCGUGGACGGAGAACUUCCGAUAAAAUUCUCCUGGUUCAGGGACGGAGAAAGGGUUCAGGAUGGAGAUGGAGAAACCGUAUCAUUUCAACAAACCACGUACUCUAGCACGCUGUUCAUACAAAAACUAGACCGGAAGCAUACGGGAAAGUACACGUGCACAGCAACAAACAUGGCGGGCGAGGAUUCAAGAUCAGCUGAUCUGUUAGUCAACGUUCCUCCUGAGUGGAUUGUAGAACCCAAAAAUGUAGAGAUUACAGCUGGAGAACAGAUAUCUGUACCUUGUUCAGCCUUUGGGGUUCCAGAACCAAGAAUAAUCUGGGAAAGAGAAGGUUCGAAUGGGAAAAUGAAUCCUCAGAUCUCCAGUAGGACUGGGUUACUGGAUAUACCUGGAGCUGAUGAAACCCUGGAGGGGGAGUAUACAUGCAGGGUAGAGAACGGAGUGGAACCAUCAAUAAUGAAAACUAUCAGAAUUGAUGUUAAAAGUCCACCAAGGUUUAGGAGAAGGGAUCAGGAGAGAAGAAUUAAUCGUGGUUCAGAAGAAAUACUUGAAUGCUCAGCAGAGGGAGAUCCUAAGAUAGAAUAUAUCUGGAGCAGGGACGGACGGAUAAUCAAUCCUCUCCAGUUUAAAAGGUUCAGUAUCCGGGAGGAAAAUACAACUGAAGGAGAGAUUUCUUUACUCCGGGUCCAUAGAGUAACUGAAGAGGAUUCAGGAGAGUUCAGAUGUGAAGGAAUAAAUGGUUACGGACGAGAUACUUUAAACUUUCAUCUAAUCAUUCUUGAUGUACCUGGAGUACCAGCAAAUUUGAGUGUAGGAGAGAUCUCGUCCCGUAGUGGAACCUUGAGUUGGGAACCACCCUUCUCCGGGAACUCAGGGAUACUCCAUUAUACAGUACAUUCAGUACAGGGUUCAGGAACCGGAGCAGUUAAUGAAAUCACGGUGAGUGGGCAGUCAAGAAGUCUCAUUAUCAGAUCUUUAACCCCAGGAAAGGACUACUCUCUAACUGUCAGAGCUCAUAAUGCUAUCGGACCCAGCAAUUCAAGUAAACCUGUUAGUUUUACAACUCUGGAGGAAGCUCCGACAGGACGGGUUCGAAUAAUCUCCUUGACUGCCCGGAGUUCCAGUUCUCUAAAACUAGUCUGGGAAUCUCCUCCACAAUCACUCUGGAACUCUCAACAGCUGGGAUACACCAUAUCAUACAGGUUACAAGAGUCCAGAGCUGAUUAUGAGCUAAUGAAUUUACCAGUGAGCAGUGACACUCAGUUCUCUAUCCUUCUGGAAUCUCUAGAAAAAUACCGAACCUACGAGGUUUUGAUCGAAACCUGGAAUUUAGUUGGACGAGGAGAGAAAUCUGUUCCAUACCUAGCAACUACUCUUGAAGAUGUUCCAACGGGAAGUCCUCAAAAUGUGCGAUGUGAACCUAAAAGUUCCCGAUCUUUGAUCUUCUCCUGGGAUCUUCCUACUUUAAGGUGUACCUGGAGAUCAUAA
This is a messenger RNA of Eurytemora carolleeae, 2979 nucleotides long. RefSeq names its product Down syndrome cell adhesion molecule-like protein 1. NCBI's taxonomy places the organism in Eukaryota, Metazoa, Arthropoda, Copepoda, Calanoida, Temoridae. Gene Ontology annotation, cellular component: plasma membrane. The transcript is spliced from 30 exons. The coding region runs from base 1 to 2979 and encodes 992 amino acids. The record is from RefSeq and is a predicted model, not a curated record. Gene Ontology annotation, biological process: axon guidance; cell adhesion. Gene Ontology annotation, molecular function: protein binding.